Molecule: messenger RNA, 2304 nt
Organism: Coccomyxa subellipsoidea C-169
Lineage: Eukaryota; Viridiplantae; Chlorophyta; Trebouxiophyceae; Coccomyxaceae
Product: L domain-like protein
Exons: 15
Coding region: 124-2304 (726 amino acids)
Molecular function (GO): protein binding
Source: RefSeq, a predicted model, not a curated record
GGCGAGCUACACAGCUUCUUCUCUCGCGUCUGGGCGGGAUCCAGGAAACCGAGCCUUGCGAUAUACCUCGGAGCUGCUGAAGCACCUGGAAAUCCCAGUGCAGUGUGCAUACAAGCCCAGGAAAUGGAUUGGGAGAUGGUCAGCCUCUCAAGGCAGCUGUGUCAAGGAAUUCUGAUUGUCUCGAUACUGGUGGCCAGCCUCAGCACAGCCUCUGCACAGCCAGGGAACCCGUUGGGGGGAACAGCAGAGACAGAUGGUUCAGCGUUGCAGACGCUGACGGUAGCCUUUGGAAACCCGCCUGCCCUUGCCAGCUGGCAGGGCAGCAAUCCAUGUGGGGGCACAUGGGCAGGCAUCACAUGCGCGCUUGUCAACGGCUCGCAGCGAGUCACCUCACUGAAUCUGAACGGCAAGGGCCUCAGUGGGAGCCUGCCGGACAGCCUCAUUCAAUUGACCACCCUGCAGAUCAUGAAUCUGUCCAGCAACGCCAUUGGGGGGAGCCUGCCGGCGAAUUGGGGGUGGAACAACGUGUUCACCCAGCUGCAGGUCAUCACCCUGGAUGACAACAGGCUGACAGGCAGCCUGCCCAGCGGCUACAGCAACUCCAACGCCUUCAAGAGCCUCAUCGUGCUCAACCUCGAACGCAACAACCUCACAGGCAGCCUGCCGGCGUCCUGGGGCGGUCCCGGAGCACUAGGAGCGCUGCGAGUGCUGGCGCUGAAGAACAACAGCCUGGAGGGUCCGCUGCCGGCGGCCUGGGGCAACAGCAGCGCGGCGUUGCCUUCGCUGACCAUCCUCUCCCUGGACGCCAACCGGCUGUCCGGGCCGCUGCCGCCCUCCUGGUCUACCGGCUGGCCCAGCCUCUCCCUGAUGACGCUGACGGACAACACGCUGAACGGGACUCUGCCGGCGCCGUGGGGCGGUGCGAGUGCGCUGCCCAAGCUGACGAUCAUGGCCCUCAACGGCAACAACUUCUCCGGCAGCUUCCCCGACGCCUGGGCCGCCAACUCCUCCUUCCCCGCCAUGCGCAGCUCCGGCAACGGCAUCGUGCUGCAGCCGGGCAACGAUGUGCUGAGCGGGUCUGUGCCGCUGGGGACUCCAUACCCGGUGCUACGCUACGAGGGAGGCACCUCCUACACGAUGUGCUCCGCAUUCCCCUGCAGACCGCUGGCGGCUGCGCCUGGACCAGGAAUGACAGCGAUGGCCCCUGCUCCGGUGAUGCUCAUGCCAAAUGCCACCGGAUCUCUGCCAGCGCCGAUCGCCGCCCCGGGGCCGGCUCCGGCCGUCGGCCCGGCGGCGGGCGGCAGCCAGACGAUAGUGGCCACCUUAGACCUGGUCGGCCAGGGGCUGAACCCGCUGUCUUCCAAGGAUUCUGACGCGCUGCUGGCAGUCGUGAACAAGACUGUCGCCGUGCACGGCACCACUGUGACUUCCAUCCGCCUCGGCCAAGUGCAGGAUUUGGUGGCGGCGGCGCCUGCCCCAGGCAUCCAAGUGCAGAAUACAAGGAGGCGGCAGUUGCUCACAGAAGGACGCGCUCUGGCAGAGGGUGGUCCUGGGUCUCAGGCACAGGUGCUGAUUUCCACGCGGCCGGGCGCAUCCAACGACGAUGUGCAGAGCGUGGUGGGAACGCUGGCCACGGCCGCCAGCUCGGGGCAGCUCCUGUACGACCUCAAGGCGGCAGGCAUUCCCGUGGACCAGGUAAAUCUUGGGGCGCCAGCAUUUCGGCAGACGCAGCCUGCUGGGCAGCCCGCCGGGCAGUCUCCUGGGCAGCCGGCAGCGGUGGCGGCUGGGUCGGCCCCGCCGGCGCCGCCGCCCUCCGGCGGCUCUUCUUCCUCCGGCAUUCCCAUUGGCGCCAUCGUUGGCAUUGUUGUGGGCGUGAUUGUGGCCCUGGUCAUUGCUGCGCUGGCGCUCUUCCUGGUCCGUCGCCGGCGCCGCGCGCGCGCUGACCGGAAAUCGCUCAAGCCGUCUCCGAGCGUGCCGGCAGUCCCCCCGCCGACGUCCCCCCAGUCCCCCGCGCUCGUCCGGGGGCGCUCCAACGAGGCCGGCACCAAGAGCCCGCGCGUCGUCAGCCCCACCGCGACCGCCGGCCUGGCCGCCCCCGAUGCGGCCAAGGCCGGCAAGACCAACGUCAUCCCCUACUCGCAGUACCGCAGGAGCCGCCUCGACUCCAUCCGCAACGACCUCGGCCUGUCAGGCGCUGGAAGUCCAAGGGUGGAUAAUGCGGGAGGGCAGUCAUCGCUUGUCACCCCUAGGACUCCCGGACAGGCCUCCCCGCUCAUCACCCCCCGCACAGGCUACAGCACCUGA